CGAACGAAUCCCCUCUUCUAUCUCCGCACCCUUCCGUUCCUUUCUCUUGUUUUUUCUCUCUGCCAACUCCUGUUAUGGUAUGGCCCAUAACUUAUGAAUCCACCGAGCGAGUGUGUCACGCACAGCAGAAUUUACGACGAUAAGCAAUUUCAAGUUUACAAUUCCUAAUUUCUAAUUCCUAUUCCCCUGCUUUCUAGGGAUUUGAUUUCAAUCCCUAAUUCGGUUAUUCCAAUCUCUCCCUCCCUUUACCAUGGAUGCUGAAGACGAGGAAGCUCAACACCUACAACACUCUUAUCCACUCCCAUACCUCUCUACCACUUCACCACAAUGCCACAGCACUGGAGUGGAGCCGGUUGAUGCGGCCACCACAGCCGAUAAUAGAGAAACUCUUGUUGGAGAAGCGGAACAGGCGGCGGUUGCAGCCAAUUCGGGCGAAGCGGUUGAAGAGGCGGUGGAGGAGACAGAGAUUGGGGAUUCGGGAAACGCAGGAGAAGGAGAAAUGCAAGUGGUGGAAGAUAAGGUUGUUGGCCCUGAGGUUGUAGUUAAAGGUGAUGAUGUGGAGAAUGGAGAGGGCCAACAAGAAGAGGAUGAGAUUAUGGUGGAGGCAACCGGCGUGGCGAAGAUGGAAAAGGAGGAAGCUCCGUUGGUAGAUGAGCACGAAAUCAGGGAUGGUGAGGAUAACGUAGUGGAGCAGACGGAGGUACCAAAUGAAGCUGCUUCCGUGGUAGAAAGAGAACAAGGGCAAGAAAAAGAAGAUGCAGAAGAAGAACAGGAGGAGGAGGAGGAGGAGGAGGCGGGUGGGGAGCAAGAAGCUGAUGCUGCUAGCGGUAUGGCAAAUGAAGCUGCUUUAUUGGAAGAAGACGAGCAAGUACUAGGACAGCAGCACGAGAAUGCAGGCGCCGAUGUUGUUGUUGGUGGUGUAGCUAAUGAAUUCAUCGAAGUGCACGAAGAAGGACAACAACAACAACAACAAGAGGAACAAGAGGAUGCUGAUGCUGGUGGUGGCUUGUCAAAUGAAGCUGCUUUCAUGGAAGAGCAAGAAGAAGCAGAGAAACAAGGAGAAGAUGAAGAAGAAGAACAAGCUGCUGCCAGUGAUGAUAUAGCAAAUGAAGCUGCUUUGACAGUAGAUCAGGAAGAAGAACAAGCCGAUGCUGGUGGUGAUAUGACAAAUGAAGCUGCUUUCACGGAUGAACAUGAAGAAGAAGAAGAAGAAGAGGAAGAAGAUGGCGGUGGCAGUGUUGGGCGCAUGGGAGAAGAGACAGAGCCCACUGAAGGGACAGAAGAAACGGAGGAGCAGAGUAGAAGUGUGAGUGGUGGGAAGAGGAAGCGCGGAAGUGGGAAAAAUUCAAAGUCCACAGGGAGAGCCCCAUCAAGGAAAAAGAUGGAAGAGGAUGUUUGUUUCAUUUGCUUCGACGGGGGUGAGCUUGUUCUUUGUGACCGCAGGUGGUUCAGAUGGCAUAUUUGCAGCAACUGUGAGAAGAAUGCUUACUACAUGUGUUAUACAUGUACGUUCUCUUUGUGCAAGGGAUGCAUCAAAGAUGCUGUUAUCUUAUGUGUUAGGGGAAACAAGGGCUUUUGCGAGACAUGCAUGAGAACUGUAAUGUUGAUUGAACAGAACAAUCAUGAAAACAUGGGACAAGUGGAUUUUGAUGACAGAAGCAGCUGGGAGUAUCUCUUUAAGGACUAUUACUUAGAUCUAAAAGAAAAGCUAUCCCUGACAUUCGAUGAACUCACACAAGCUAAAAAUCCUUGGAAGGGAUCUGAUAGGCUUCCUUCUAAAGAGGAAUCAGCAGAUGAACUUUUCGAUGCCAAUAAUGAUAGAGGAUCUGAUUCAGAUAGCUCAUAUGAGAAUGUAGAUUUGAGUCGUUCCAAAAGAAGAAAGGGCAAGAAGCGGACAAAGUCCCGUUCCAGGGAAGGGACUUCAUAUACUUCUGUGGAUGGAGCAUCUGCAGAUGAAACCUCUGAGUGGGCUUCAAAAGAACUUUUGGAGUUUGUCAUGCACAUGAGAAAUGGAGACAGAUCCAUUUUGUCACAGUUUGAUGUGCAGGCUCUUCUGUUAGAGUAUAUUAAAAGAAAUAAACUUAGAGAUCCUCGUAGAAAAAGUCAAAUCAUUUGUGAUACAAGGCUUCAAAAUUUGUUUGGUAAACCAAGAGUGGGACAUUUUGAAAUGUUAAAGCUUCUUGAAUCCCAUUUCCUUCUAAAAGAAGAUUCUCAAACUGAUGAUAUGCAGGGAAGUGUUCUUGAUACUGAAAUUAGUCAUUUGGAAGGUGAUGGCAACUCUGAUUCAUAUGUGAAAGCUGGCAAAGAUAAGAGACGUAAAACUCGCAAAAAAGGUGAUGAAAGAGGACUUCAAACUAAUGUGGAUGAUUAUGCAGCUAUUGAUAAUCAUAAUGUUAAUUUAAUAUAUCUCCGACGUAAUUUGGUGGAAGAGCUACUUGAAGAUACAGAAAAGUUUCAUGAUAGAGUUGUUGGCGCUUUUGUGAGAAUAAGGAUUUCAGGUAGUGGCCAGAAGCAAGACUUGUACAGGCUGGUUCAGGUUGUAGGGACUUGCAAAGCAUCAGAACCAUAUAAAGUUGGUAAAAGGAUGACAGAUUUCUUGCUAGAAAUCUUAAAUUUAAACAAGACAGAGAUUGUAUCCAUUGAUAUUAUCUCAAAUCAGGAGUUCACAGAGGAUGAAUGCAAGCGACUCCGCCAAAGCAUAAAAUGCGGGCUCAUAAAUCGUCUGACACUGGGUGACAUUCAGGAAAAAGCUUUGGCACUUCAGGCAGUUAGAGUGAAUGAUUGGUUAGAAACAGAGAUAGUGCGGUUAAGUCAUCUCCGUGACAGAGCCAGUGAGAAGGGACGCAGAAAAGAGCUCAGAGAGUGUGUUGAGAAGUUGCAACUUCUGAAGACUCCCGAAGAACGACAACGCAGAUUGGAGGAAAUUCCAGAAAUUCAUGUGGAUCCUAAAAUGGAUCCAAGUCAUGAAUCUGAAGAAGAUGAAGAUGAAAUGGAUGAAAAACGACAAGAAAACUACAUGAGACCUAGAGGACCUGCUGCAUUUGGAAGGAGGGGGAGAGAGAUUAUUUCUCCUAGGAGUGGUCCUAUUUCGAGUGAUUCCUGGAGUGCGACACGGAAUUAUUCUAAUGUGAAUCGUGAACUUAGUAGAAAUCUGUCGAACAAGGGGUUUUCAAGCAAAGGCGAUGAUGUUUCUAUUGCUAAUGAAGUACUAAAUGAUGCUCAAUUACCCCAGGGAAGGGAUUGGGGUUCACAAUCUAGUGGCCUGGAGAGGCAGAAGCUAUCUUCAAGCUUUGAAAGUGGUACUAAAAGUAACCAGCUGUUAUCAACACCUGAUCAUUUUUCUGCUGCUUUAUCAGAAACUUCUGCAGUGUUGUCUUCUGUGGGAGCUGCUCCGCCAGCUAUGAAAAUAAAUGAAAGUGAGUCGAUGCUCUUAACCGAUGCCUUAGCAGGAAAAUUUCCUACUGAACCAUCAAUGCUGGAUAAAACUCCUGCUAAGGCUCAAUCUGUGAUUGAUCCACAUUACUCAUCUUCAUACUCUGGCAAGUCUCAUUUGGCGGUACAAGCUAUGGAAGGUCAAGCUGGAGGAAGACCAUCAUUUGAUCAUAAUAGUGGAUCACAUAAUCCUCUUGGUUCUCCUGGACAAAAUGCUGGAGGAAGUUGGAGAUCUAAAGAUACCAUGAAUUCUUUAGCAAGUCGACCUUCAUUGGCAGUUGAAGUUCCCAAGAAUCUGGCAAAUGGUUGGGGUUCUGAUGCUGGACUCAGAAAUGAAGCAACAAAUCUUCCUUCACCUACACCCCAGACUGCUUCAGGUGGGACCAAGAUGCAGGCUUUUGAAAAUAAAUGGUCUCCAACUCCAACCCCUGUCCUAUUGGCUGGCUCUCUCUUAGGAAAUUCACUCCCCAUUGGGCCUGAAAGUCGUUCAAGUUCACAACCUGGAAUGAUAUCAGCUUCUAAAUCAGAUAAUAAUCAAGUACAUGUUCAUGCAGCAUUACCUGCGAUUGCUUCAGGUGUUGACAUUCAGACAGCAGGUGUACACUUGCAAAGUCAGAGUGUCAGUAACCAUACCUCCCGUGCCGAAGGCCAUCAAGGGUGGGGCUCUGGUACGGCUCCAAAGCCUGAAGUACAGACGUGGGGAGGUGCUCAACCUCAAAGGAUAGAACCAAAUAAUCCAGUUACUAUGCCUGCACAGCCAGCUUCCCAUGGUCACUGGGUUGAUACUACAUCCGUCCAGAACUCUGCCUCAUAUAGCAAUGGAAAUCCUAAUGGGGCCUUCUCUACACCGAGCUUUCCAGGCAUGACUACACCUACACCUACACCUACACCUGAACCAUGGAGACCGCCAAGUUCAAAUAGUCAGUCAAACAUAGCAGCAGCAGCACCAUCCAAUGUACCUUAUGCUGGUUGGGGUAUGCCAGGAAAUCAGAAUAUUAACUGGAGUGGACCUCUACCUGCAAAUGUGAACGUAAACUGGAUGCCUGGACAGGGGCCAGGACCCAGUAAUGCAACUCCAGUAUGGGGUGCUCCUAGCCAGGGACCACCUGCGGCAAAUGCUGUUGGCUGGGUUGCACCUGGUCAAGGACGUCCGCAUGUAAAUGCAAAUGCAGGUUGGGUUGCACCUGGUCAAGGGCCAACGGUGGGAAGUACUAAUCCUGGUUGGGGUUCUUCAUCUGGAAAUCCAGGCACGUGGGGUGGCGAGCAAAGUCGCAAUGGGGAGAGAUUCCACAGCCAGGGCGAUCGUGGAACACAUGGUGGAGAUUCUGGUUAUGGAGGUAAAUCCUGGAACAGGCAAUCAUCAUUUAAUGGCAGCGGAAGAGGAGGUUCUUCCAGGCCUUCUGUUGGGGGACAAAGAGGAGUAUGUAAGUUCCACGAGAGUGGACAUUGCAAGAAGGGGGCUUCCUGUGAUUUUAUGCACACUUAAAAAGUUGUAGGUUAAUUAGCUUCAGAGAAACAUGUCUUAUUGUACAGUAUUUUCCCAUUUCAUGGCUUAACGUUGUACAAGGGUGCCUUCAUGUAUGUAGCACUUGUGCAUUGUAGCCCCUCGUUUAUCUCUGUUUUGUUGCCCUUUUCUUUUCGAUUUUUUUGAGGCCUUGUAUUAUUGAGUUUCUUGGAGUUGGUUGAUUCGAGAGUAGUUACAGAAGUCGACACGCCCUCUAGAUCAGUAAUAAUGAUGAGGGACAGUUAACAGUUAA
This is a messenger RNA of Arachis duranensis, 5189 nucleotides long. RefSeq names its product zinc finger CCCH domain-containing protein 19. Gene Ontology annotation, molecular function: metal ion binding; DNA binding. NCBI's taxonomy places the organism in Eukaryota, Viridiplantae, Streptophyta, Magnoliopsida, Fabales, Fabaceae. The record is from RefSeq and is a predicted model, not a curated record.